AUGUUCUUCAGAAGGAACCAAUUUAUUGUCAAGAAUCAGCAGGUUGUUAUUUCUGGUGGCUCACAGGGCUUGGGGCUAGAGUUCGCCAAAGCACUCUUCCACAGAGGCGCCCAUGUCACAAUUGUUGCCCGAACUGUUGAAAAGUUGCAAAACAGCAUCAAGGAGAUUGAACCAUUUAGAGUCGAUAAGUCUCAAGAGCUAUCAUACAUCGAUGCCGAUGUAUCUGUUUAUUCUGGGUGCGAGAGAGUUUUCAAUUCCUUGAAGAGAUCCCCACAAAUUGUGCUUUGCUGUGCUGGCUCAUCAAUUCCAAAGCUAUUUCUCGAUUUAGACGGCGAGACAUUGGAAGAUGGAAUAAAGGUCAACUACAACACAGCAUUGUUUUUUUCUCACGCUGCUUUAAAGAAAAUGUCUCAACUGGACCAAGUUCCUGAACAGAAACGCCAUAUUUUGUUUUUUUCUUCCACAGUUGCUUUUUACUCUUUUAUUGGCUAUGCACAAUACGCUCCAUUGAAGGCUGCCAUCAGAAAUUUGGCUGAUUUACUAGGACAAGAAUCCAUUCCGUAUAACGUCAAGAUAUCUACAAUUUUCCCUGGAAAUUUCAUUUCAGAGGGCUUUCUCGAAGAACAAAAGACAAAACCUGAAAUAACUUCGAUAAUUGAGGGCCCCUCAAAUCCAAUUUCAGUCUCAAAAUGCUGCGAAAUCAUUCUAAAUCAGCUAGAUAAGGGACAAUCAAUUGUAACAACUGAUUCAAUCACCUACGUUCUACAUUGCUUGAUGCUUGGUAGCAGUCCAAGAUCCCACUAUUUGCUUCAAUCUCUUGUUGGAAUCGUUUUAAUCUUUCUAGCCCCACUUUUGAGCUGGUUUAUGGAUAGACAAGUUUAUGAUUAUUUCAAUAAAAACCCUGACUUGGUGCCCCGUUCUCACACUGAUAAUCCUUCUAAUGAAUUAUCAGUGGAAAACAAAAUAGAACAAAAAAAGGAAAAAAAGUUAUAA
This is a messenger RNA of Ascoidea rubescens DSM 1968, 993 nucleotides long. Its product is annotated as 3-dehydrosphinganine reductase. The coding region runs from base 1 to 993 and encodes 330 amino acids. Lineage: Eukaryota; Fungi; Ascomycota; Saccharomycetes; Ascoideales; Ascoideaceae. Gene Ontology annotation, biological process: sphingolipid biosynthetic process. The record is from RefSeq and is a predicted model, not a curated record. Gene Ontology annotation, molecular function: 3-dehydrosphinganine reductase activity. Gene Ontology annotation, cellular component: endoplasmic reticulum membrane. The transcript has a single exon.